AUUUCAAAGCUUAAUAGUGAAACUUCUCUCUUAAUAGGUUUCUUCCUCUUGAUCGAAUCUGUAACAGUGUAAUCUGCGUUAGCAGUUUUCUCAGUAAACAGCUACUUUUCGCGCAAUCAAGAGACUCACGCGCCAGUCACUCCAUAAACUCCCGACUUUUCAGCUACGUUGCUUUCAGCAAUUGAAUAACGGAUUCAUCGCAAUACCUUAUCCGACUCUUCCAUUUCUCUACCCCUUACUAAAAAGGCUGAUCAGCUGAUUAGUACAUCAAAGAUUCUGAUACUUCUUUACCGUUUCUUGGUGGACACUUGGGCUUUUGUUGAUUGAACACUGGUGUUUCUUUCUUGGUUUUAGCUAGCUAGCUGCUGAAGUUACUUUAUUGAAAAAAUGGACAUAACAAAGAUGGAUCGAGGCCAGAUUACUACUGUGGGAUCUGGGUUCUGCGUAUUGCUGACUGUCCAUUAUACUGUACAGCUCUUAUCACAGCACCUGUUUUACUGGAAAAAUCCGAAGGAACAAAAGGCCAUAAUCAUUAUUAUACUCAUGGCUCCUGUUUAUGCUGUCGAUUCAUUUGUGGGGCUGUUGGAUUUUCAAGGUAGCAAGGCAUUUUUCAUGUUCUUGGGCUCCAUUAAGGAGUGCUAUGAAGCUUUAGUGAUUGCAAAGUUUUUGGCUUUGAUGUAUAGCUAUUUGAAUAUAUCCAUUAGCAAGAAUAUAGUGCCGGAUGAAAUUAAAGGGAGGGAAAUUCACCAUUCUUUUCCUAUGACUCUUUUCCAGCCUCGCACUACUCGAUUGAACCAUCAAACAUUGAAGCUUCUCAAGUACUGGACAUGGCAGUUUGUCAUCAUUCGCCCUGUAUGCUCCCUCUUAAUGAUAACACUACAGCUUCUUGGCAUUUAUCCCAGAUGGGUCAGUUGGACAUUCUCCAUCAUUCUCAACAUGUCAUUCUUUUUAGCGAUGUAUUCGCUACUUGCCUUCUACCAUGUCUUUGCUAAAGAAUUGAAACCACACAAGCCACUUGCAAAGUUCAUUUGCAUCAAGGGGAUUGUUUUCUUCAGCUUUUGGCAGGGCAUGGUGCUUGAUAUCCUAGCUGCAGCGGGCAUCAUUAGAUCUCAGCAUUUCUGGUUAGAUGUGGAACACGUUGAGGAAGCUAUUCAGAAUCUAUUGAUCUGUGUGGAGAUGGUUGCCUUCUCUGUUAUUCAGCAGUAUGCAUACCAUGUUGCUCCUUAUACUGGAGAUGUGGAAGCUCUUUUGAAAUCACAAAAGAAGUACGAGUGAUGGGCUGUGGAUCCAAGAAUUUGUGAGAGAGCAUCUUGAGGAAGUGGUCUUUUAUGUAAUAGUGGAAUGUAGCAGCAAAAGUGGCAUUGAGUGCAGGAUCCAUUUAUGUAUGCGAAUCUUUUUUAUGUUCGAUUAUGUACAAGGGCACCAUAAUUGAGAAAAAAAUUCCAACGAA
Messenger RNA from Coffea eugenioides, 1450 nucleotides. RefSeq names its product transmembrane protein 184C. NCBI's taxonomy places the organism in Eukaryota, Viridiplantae, Streptophyta, Magnoliopsida, Gentianales, Rubiaceae. Gene Ontology annotation, molecular function: transporter activity. Gene Ontology annotation, biological process: transport. The transcript is spliced from 4 exons. The record is from RefSeq and is a predicted model, not a curated record. The coding region runs from base 388 to 1275 and encodes 295 amino acids.